AUGUAUUCGGUUACAAUAACACUAUGUCUAUGUUUGUGCAUCUUGUCUGAGUCAAUGGGCGGGCUCGUGGUUAUGAGUCGCGUCCCCCCGGAUCCGCGGAAGAAGUUCAAAAUAGUAUCGCAACUACAGCUGAGAGGACCGGAGUAUAAUAUGGCUGCCGAUCAAAAAGUUAAGUCGUCACCGCCACCACCGAUCUGUGACUGUUCACAUGUAUCCGAAUAUCCUCAUCCGCAAGUCGUCGGUUCGCAGGUAACCAGCCGCCGUCCACAGUACAUCGACGAUCCGAAGGUAAACGGAUACCGUCCACCGCACAUCGGCUACUCUAAGGUAACCGGUUACCGUCCAUCGGCGUCGACGAACUGCCCAACGCAAUGUCCUCCCCGAUGCACUAUGCCUCCGUGGCCGACUCGCCGGACGCCACCGCCAUGCACGACUUAUCGGACUAUGCAGCCACCUUGUACCACGUGCUGGACCUUGCCACCGUGUACGACGUGCCGUACCAAGCUGCCAUGUACAACGUGCCGGACACUGCCUCCGUGUGACGAAUGCCGGACAAAAAAACAUCCGCCUGUAUUGGUUGUAAAUGUCAAAAUUAACCUACCACAAUAG
This is a messenger RNA of Macrosiphum euphorbiae (potato aphid), 609 nucleotides long. NCBI's taxonomy places the organism in Eukaryota, Metazoa, Arthropoda, Insecta, Hemiptera, Aphididae. The record is from the annotation of a GenBank genome assembly.